AUGAACGCUGCUGUCAGGGCCGUCGCAACCGCUGCUGGGGCACUGGAGCCAGUCGUAGAAGGCCCGGCGGCGAACGCCUACGAAGCCUUGGUCCAGAUCAACGCGGCGCUGCGAAGCAACACCCAGCUGAUCAUGGGCAUGCGGGUAACGGACGCCCGGAGCUUCUUUAAGGCAAUGGACAAAGACGACAGCGGCAGCCUGGAUAAGACGGAAGUGGCCCGGGGCUUGAAGAGGCUCGGCAUUGAGGCGAGUUCAGAUCUCUUAGAUCAGAUCGUGGCAGCCAUCGAUGUAAACAACGAUGGCGUCCUUGAUAUGAAAGAGCUGGUCCGAGCAUUGAAGGACCCUCGAGAGGCGGCCCCGCCGACGGCAAGCGACGGAUCAGGCGGCCCUGGCCCAGACAGUCCCGGCGGUGAUGAUGUCGAAGCCACUGAGCCACCUGCGGCGGCAAGAUCCCUGAGCCCACUGCGCGAGGCCCGUGAUGCUGCUGCGCCCCUUGAAACCUCGGAGCCCACGGAAGCUGCAGAGGAGGCCCCAGGCCCUGCUCCGGAAAGUCCCGAUGCCGUGAUGAUGGCGGCACCGGCGGUAGACUCAGUGCCAAGCCAAAGUGACUCGAAGGAAUCCGCUCAGGAGCCAGCUUCGUCCUCAAGCAUCAUGCCCGAUGCCGCUGCCGAGGCAGAGACGGUGCAACCUACCAGCCAGGCUUCCAGUCCCGCAAGUCCUUCCAGGAAGUCGCGUGUCACCGUGCAGGGCAACGACCGCAACGAGCGCAAGAGCGUCGCAUCGAGGACUGGCGCGAGGCCUUCCCUGAGCCCGACGCAGCUGGGCUCUCGAUGUGGAGAAUCGCUACAGUAA
Messenger RNA from Symbiodinium necroappetens, 852 nucleotides. The record is from the annotation of a GenBank genome assembly. Lineage: Eukaryota; Dinophyceae; Suessiales; Symbiodiniaceae.